Protopolystoma xenopodis is the source of this 333-nucleotide messenger RNA. The record is from the annotation of a GenBank genome assembly. NCBI's taxonomy places the organism in Eukaryota, Metazoa, Platyhelminthes, Monogenea, Polystomatidea, Polystomatidae.
AUGGCAAAACAGCUACUUAAGGACUUAGAUCAGAGGAGUAGCCGUGCCAGACGCCUUAAGGCCCGCCAACAACUCGAGGAACAGACUGCUGCUUUGCUUGCCAACAGAGGAUUGUCUCCAUUUAGUAUCCGCACGGGAGUCAACGCGUCCGGAGUCUCUUCGUCAGAACCACCGUCUUCUGUCAUUAUCCCAAGGCAUAAUCAGUCAACGCCUAACACAUUUGCUCCCAACUCUGCAGACUUAUCUGAUAAGCUUUCCCACGCCAGCAGUUCUUCAACCCCACUCUCUAACCCUAUUGUUAGUAGUGCUUCGAGGACAGAAAGCCGAGCUUGA